Dentiscutata erythropus is the source of this 307-nucleotide messenger RNA. Lineage: Eukaryota; Fungi; Glomeromycota; Glomeromycetes; Diversisporales; Gigasporaceae. The record is from the annotation of a GenBank genome assembly.
GAUAAGAGAAUCUUACCAUGCAUGGUAUACUCGAUUCAAAAAUGACGUAGAGGAUGAAUAUAAUAAUUAUAUGUUACCUGGAUUUGGUAAUUUGACUCGCGAACAACUAUUUUUUAUUUCGUACGGGCAUUCUUGGUGUUCAAAGUCAAGACCUGAAACGGCUGUUGAAAGAGUUCGUACUGAUCCUCAUUCUCCUCCUAAUUGGAGAGUCAAUGGUGUUUUACGUAAUACGGAGAAGUUUGCUGAGGUUUUUAAAUGUAAAUCGGGAUCAAAAAUGAAUCCAGUAGGCAAAUGUACUCUAUGGUAA